AUGUUUCGCCUUAAUAACAUCGUUCGCAUCUGCGAUCGAUGGAACACAGUGAACAUAUUGGUGCGACGUGGGCCCAGCUGGGCCCAGGGCCCAGGGCUGUCUUCGACACAAGGGCCCAGCAUCGUGGUUCGAGCAUCGUCAUCCACAGCGUCGGACACUUGGCUUUCGAAUCGAUCAUUCCUGAUGAAUCUUUUCGGUGGAAAAUUGCAAACUGCUGAGCUCUUCCCAUACCCGGAGCCACUCAACGAGGAGCAGAAGGAAUACGCAAGAGCAUUGGUCGAUCCUGUGCACAGAUUUUUCACGGAAGUGAACGAUGCCACCCGAAACGAUGAGACGAGCAACGUCGACAGCCGGACGAUCGAUGCUCUCUGGGAUCUUGGAUUGCUCUCCGUGUACGUACCACCUGAGCUCGGUGGCUUAGGGCUGUGCAAUGUGCAAUCGGUACUUAUGGCCGAAAUCAGUGGAAGUUACGAUCUUGCCCUUAGUUUACUGAUCGGUGCCCACAAAAGUAUCGGAACGAAAGGCAUUCUUCUUUACGGCAAUGAACAACAGAAGCAUAAGUAUCUUCCAAUGCUAAGCACUGGUCGUGUUUUCGGCGCAUUCGCCCUUACUGAACCGGGAACUGGUUCGGAUGCAGCCUCGGUAAAAACGAAAGCCAUUCUAAGCCCGUGCGGCAAAUAUUACACCAUCAAUGGAUCAAAACUUUGGAUAUCAGGUGGAGGAUUUGCGGACAUCUUUACCACCUUCGCCCAGGUGGAAACAAUCGAUGCAAAAACCGGUGAAAAGCGCAACAAAAUGACUGCCUUUAUCGUAGAGCGUAACUUUGGUGGUGUUACCACGGGACCUCCCGAGGAUAAGAUGGGUUUGAAGUGUUCCGUUACGAAUGAAUUGUUUCUGGACGAUGUGAAAGUGCCGGUCGAGAACGUGCUAGGGGAGAUCGGUGGUGGGUUUAAGAUUGCGGUAAACAUACUCAACUCGGGAAGGUACGGGUUGGGUGCGAUGCUUUCGGGCACGAUGAAGACUUGCAUUGAGCGGGCAGCAAGUCACGUGAGUGAUAGGGUGCAGUUUAGGCGAAAGUUGAUUGAGUUUGAAAAUGUGCAGGAAAAGUUAGCGAUGAUGGCGACCUAUCAUUAUGUGGCGCAAAGUCUUACUUACAUUGUGUCUGGGAAUAUGGAUAAGGGUUCGGUGGAUUUUCAUCUGGAGGCGGCCGUGAGUAAAGUGUUCUGUACCGAGGCGGCUUGGUAUGUGUGUGACGAGGCCAUACAGCUGCUGGGAGGUAAUGGAUUCAUGAAAUCGAGUGGGUUGGAACGGUUCCUGCGAGAUAUUCGUGUGUUUAGAAUUUUCGAGGGAGCAAACGAUGUGCUGCGGAUGUUUAUAGCUUUAACCGGAGUUCAAAAGGCGGGAAAAGAUCUUGGAGAUCUGCAAAAGGCGCUGAAGAAUCCGGCGCGUAACAUUGGAGUGAUCCUGGCAGAAGGUACGAAGCGAGCAGGACGCAGUAUUGGACUGGGUGGCACGGAUUUACGUUCAUUUGUAGCCAGCGAACUUCAGAGUGCAGCCAAGCAGUGUGGAGAGAGUAUUGAAAUAUUCAGCGGCACAGUUGAAUCUCUUCUUCGAGCCCAUGGUAAAGGAAUUACCGAACGACAGUUCCAACUUGCACGGGUGGCAGAUUGCACGAUUGACAUCUACUCAAUGGUUACAGUAUUGUCCAGGGCUACGCGUGCCGUUAGAUUGAACCUUCCCUCAGCCGAGCAGGAACUGCUGAUGGCGCAGAUCUGGUGCAAGGAAGCAAGUGAUCGUGUCCACCGCAACAUAAACCGUAUCCAGUCAGAUGCAUUUAAGGAAAACUAUCGACGAAUGUCAGUGGUGGCGAAACACGUUUCAUCCCAACGGGGAAUAACGUUCACUAACCCGUUGGAAAUAGACUAA
Anopheles maculipalpis is the source of this 1926-nucleotide messenger RNA. Its product is annotated as very long-chain specific acyl-CoA dehydrogenase, mitochondrial-like. The transcript has 3 exons. Bases 1 to 1926 code for a protein of 641 amino acids. Gene Ontology annotation, molecular function: very-long-chain fatty acyl-CoA dehydrogenase activity; flavin adenine dinucleotide binding; fatty-acyl-CoA binding. The record is from RefSeq and is a predicted model, not a curated record. Lineage: Eukaryota; Metazoa; Arthropoda; Insecta; Diptera; Culicidae.